AACAGUAGUUUUAAAAAUGAGCAUUAUAACAGAAUAUGCUCAAGUCCCAUGAUGAUAACAUCAAAAUCAUAAAAGGUAUAAAUUCCAAGAAACUGGAUAGAAAAAGAAUAAGAAAUAGUUGGAACCAAAAUUGAGUGAACCACAAGCAAGAAAAAACAAAUAUCUUCAAGCUACAUCAAGAAAAUUUUUGAGCAAGUUUCUCCAUUGUUUCAAGGUGCCAUGGGAUGUGUUGGGUGUGAACCUGAUGGAGUUUGCACUCAUAACUUUAAGACUAUUUUGGAACAAGAAGGAAUUUUCCAUCUUUUAUCUGGUGAACAAGAGGUGUCACUUCCAUUUGGUGAAGGCAAGACACUUUGCUUAUUAUUCUCUGCAAACUGGAGUAGACCUUGUAAAGCUUUUAUACCACAACUUAUUCAAGCAUACGACGCCCUAAAAAAUACUGGCAGAGAUAUAGAGGUUAUAUUUGUAUCAUAUGAUCAAGAUGAAAAUGGAUAUAAAGAACACACUAAGGGUAUGCCGUGGCUUGUGGUUCCAUUUAAUGUCAAUUUACAAAAGAUACUUGGUAAGGUCUACAAAGUUAGUCAGAUCCCAUCAUUUAUCUCAUUGGAUGUUAGCCCAAAAUUGCUAGCAAAAGAUGUCGUCAGUCUGAUAAAGGAUUAUGGUGCGGAUGCAUUUCCCUUCACCAAAAACAGGCAAGAAGAGUUGAAGUCGUUAGAUGAAGCAAGUCGUGAAGGAGGGAAUUUGGAUAAACUUUUUGCAAGUGGCAGCGAAAACUCAUUUGUUUCAAGUAAAGGUGGAAAGAUAGGUGCUUCUGAACUUGUUGGCAAGACGAUUGGCUUAUACUUUGGUGCACAAUGGUGUCCACCUUGUCGGGAAUUCACAACCCAACUCAUUGAAGCAUACAAUGAUAUCAUCACCAAUAAAAAUCAAGAAUUUGAAGUCAUAUUUAUCUCAACUGACAGAGACCUAAAAGAGUUUGAACUCAACAUAAGCAAAAUGCCAUGGCUAGCUAUACCUUUUAACAGUAGAACAAGGCAAGACCUCUCAAGAAUAUUUGAAGUCAAAUGGAUUCCGAGUUUGAUAUUGAUAGGACCGAGUGGGAAAACAAUUAGCACAAAUGGACGAGAAAUAGUUUCAUUAUAUGGUGCAAGAGGCUUUCCAUUUACUAAAGCAAAAAUCUUGGAGAUAGAAACGUCUUUAGUGAAGGAAAAAGAUGGAUUGCCACAAGAAAUUAUGGAUUGUAAGCAUGAACACAUUCUUAAACUAGACAUGGCAAAAGCAUACAUAUGUGAUUUCUGCAAGAAACAUGGGACGUUUUGGGCUUAUUCUUGUGACGUUUGUGGCUAUGACCUUCACCCAACAUGCAUCAAAGCAAGUAUUUUAAAAGAUUAGACUGUACAAUAAGUUAUCAGCAAUAUGCACUUAAUUCUUAUUUCAAAACGUGUUAUAUGUUCGAAUGCA
Molecule: messenger RNA, 1461 nt
Organism: Erigeron canadensis
Lineage: Eukaryota; Viridiplantae; Streptophyta; Magnoliopsida; Asterales; Asteraceae
Product: probable nucleoredoxin 3
Exons: 3
Coding region: 220-1392 (390 amino acids)
Molecular function (GO): thioredoxin-disulfide reductase (NADPH) activity
Source: RefSeq, a predicted model, not a curated record